Molecule: messenger RNA, 509 nt
Organism: Dromaius novaehollandiae (emu)
Lineage: Eukaryota; Metazoa; Chordata; Aves; Casuariiformes; Dromaiidae
Gene: PPP1R27
Product: protein phosphatase 1 regulatory subunit 27
Exons: 3
Coding region: 1-453 (150 amino acids)
Molecular function (GO): phosphatase binding
Source: RefSeq, a predicted model, not a curated record
AUGAAGGACUAUUAUCCAGUCUCAAUGCCUCGGUACGCCAGGAGAUGGAGAGCCUCUCGCACUGUCCACUUUCCCAAUGAUGUCGUCUUUCAGGACCACAUCAGGCAGGGGGACCUGGAACAGGUGGGCAGAUUUAUACGCACCAGGAAGGUCACUUUGGACACCAUCUACCCUUCCGGCAUGGCCGCCCUCCACGAAGCCGUGCUCACGGGGAACCUCGACUGCGUCAAGCUCCUGGUGAAGUACGGCGCCGACAUCCACCAGAGAGACGAGAACGGCUGGACGCCCCUGCACAUGGCCUGCAGCGACGGCUACGCGGACAUAGCCAGGUACCUCAUCUCCCUCGGGGCCAGCCCGGAGGCCACCAACGACGCCGGGGAGAAGCCCGCGGACCUCGUGGACCCCGAGUACAAGGAGCUGGUGCAGCUCUUCGAGGCCGCCACCAUGGACUGAGGCCGGGCGGGGGGUCGCAGGGAGCAGCGGGCCUCGCUCCGGGCCUCCGAGCAGCG